Emericellopsis cladophorae is the source of this 2118-nucleotide messenger RNA. RefSeq names its product E3 ubiquitin-protein ligase-like protein. Gene Ontology annotation, cellular component: HULC complex; nucleus. Bases 1 to 2118 code for a protein of 705 amino acids. Gene Ontology annotation, molecular function: ubiquitin protein ligase activity; metal ion binding. NCBI's taxonomy places the organism in Eukaryota, Fungi, Ascomycota, Sordariomycetes, Hypocreales, Bionectriaceae. The record is from RefSeq and is a predicted model, not a curated record. The transcript is spliced from 5 exons.
AUGGAGGACAGAAAGAGACCCGCGAAUAGCGCGGCUGAUGAGUUGGCGCCUCCCAGCAAGAGGGUCGCAGUCAAUGGCUCCAAAGGCAAGGACGAUGCCUUUGAGAUGAAAGAAGAAGGCUGGGUUGAGGCUUACGCCAAAGGAGCCAUAUACCGUCAGAUGCAAGAAUACAGCCGCAGGGCUACGACAGCGGAAUCACGCCUUGAGGAACUCCACAAACGCUCUGUUCACCAUGACGACCACAUUCGCAUUGUCGACGCGUGGUGGCUUCAGGUCUUGGAAGAACUCGAAGUCAUCGCGAACUCGCAGAUUCCGGAUGCAACGAGCGAAGAUGGCCCCCCAUACUUGUCUAGUGUGACGUUCAAAGAUCUUCAGGAAUUCCAGACUCAUCUUCAGGACAAAGGCAAGACCAUCAAAACGAAAGCUGAAAGCCUUCUCAACAAAUUGGCCACGAGCCGCACAGAAAUAUCUCCAGAGGCCGCGCAGCUGGAGUCAAAGAUCAACGCGCUACUAGCCUCCCAGAAGGAAUUCUUAUUGAAGCUUGAUCGCUUGAAUAGUGAGAAAGAUAAGCUCUCCGAACAGCUCAACGUCGCAACUUUAAGGUACUUCAAGGCAGAGAAAAAGCUGGAUCGCGCGCGCAGCGUACAAGUGCAGAAAUUGGAACAGCAGGCGUUUGCAAACGCGACGACACCCGCUCCAGGGGCGGGAGAGGUUGCAGAUCCUAAAGAGGUCAACAAUGGGAACACCAGCGAGCUCUUGCUCAAAUACGAAGAAUCGACCGCAGCGGCGACGAAGCACAAGGAGCAAAUUGAGAGUCUUUUGACGGAAGUCAAGGCCGCGCAAGAGGAGAACACGGCGUUGAAAGCAAAGCGCGACACUUGGACAGACGAGGAUUUCAUCCGAUCGGAUGUUUUCAAGCAAUUUAAGGCACACAGCGAAGAGCUGAUAAACCGAGUAAACAACCUCGAAGCCACGAACCGACAACUGCGCGAGGAGGCGGAGAAACUACAAGCUGAGCGGUCAGCCUUUCGCACGCAGCUUGAAGCUGACGCCAACCAAAUAACGCAAGAUCUGGAGACGGAUAUUGUGGCACGCGACCAAGAUCUGGCUCGUGUACGAUCGUCACGAGACGAAUACAUGGCGGAAUGCACACAGCGCAAGGCGAAUAUGGAGCAAGAACGGGCCGCGCUUGAUCAACUAAAAGAGCUCACCGCCGCAAAAGACGAUCGCAUAUCCGCUUUGGAGUCAGAGAAUGCGCGCCUCAAGGAGAACGUGGAUGCCGACAUGUCAGGAGCCGAUAAAGUCGAUGACGUGUCUGAGGAGGAGCUGAGGACGCGUUACAAGAAACUGCAAUUGGAUUUCCAGUCGAUCAACCAGGAGCUUCCUUCCAUCGAAAAGGCCUACAAGAAGAUGAAGGAUCUGGCACAGAAGAAGGUGAUGGACUUUGCCGCACUAGAGGAGCGCGUGGCGCUGCUCAUUGCUGAGAAGAGCAAGGCCGAUCAGAAAUACUUUGCCGCGCGCAAGGAUGCCGAUACCAGGAACAACGAGAUACGCUCUCUGAGACUACAAAGCAGCAAGAGCGCGGAAAUCAUUGCGCAACUGAAAGAUGUCGAGUCACAGAACCGAACACUGCUCAACAACCUCGAGAAGCAAUUGUUCGACUUAAAGCAAACAAACGCAGCCCUGACCACGGAGAACAAGCGGCUCGAAACGGCGGGCAUGGAGAGCGCACGCAGAAGCGAGUCGCUCGCGAAACAAGUAGCAGAGUUGACGAGCAUGGUCAAAUCCAAAGACGCCUCCACAGCGACCUUUCGGGAGCGGAGCGUGGCUCAAGAAGCCGAGGUGGAGAAAUUCAAGGUGCGACUCGACAAUAUGCAGAAGGACCGCGACAGCUGGAAGAGCAAGGCACUGAGCAACUCUUCGGAAGAGGAGGACAUGCUAAGGACGUUUGCGCUUUGCUCCAUUUGCCGUCAAAAUUUCAAGAACACGGCCUUGAAGACUUGCGGACAUCUCUUCUGCAGCGGGUGCAUUGAGAGCCGAAUCAGCAACCGCAUGCGCAAAUGCCCAACCUGUUCACGGGCAUUUGACAAGAUGGACGUGAUGGCAGUUCACAUCUGA